AUGGAUUCUAUACCUUCUCAAGAUGAUGUUAGAUCCACCAGGCCUAAUAUGUCUUGGACCAUGAACAUGGAUAACUUGUUAAUAGAGACCCUUGUUGAGCAAGCAAACCUUGGAAACAAGGUAGACAAGAGCUUCAAGGCUUUGGCAUAUGAUGCUGCUGUUAGGGCCAUAAGCUUAGCAUUUAGGGUGGACUGCACUUAUAACAACAUUACAAUCCACUUGAAAACAAUCAAGAAAAAUUUGAGCACCAUUUCAAACAUCCUUAACUCGAGUGGUUUCUCUUGGAAUGACCUUACAAAGACUAUAGAUGCAGAGCCUAAAGUAUGGGCAGAAUACAUCCAAGCACACCCUGAGGCAGGGAAGUUUAGAAGGAAAGCAAUCAAUAACUACGAUCAACUUGCAAUAGUUUGUGGUAAUGAUCAAGUAACUGGGGCUAGAGCUUUUACUGCUAGAGAGGCACUUAGACAGAAGGUAACAACAUCAAUGACUCCCAAUAACAUACAAACAAUGCAUGAGCCAGCCUACGGGGAGUUGGAUGAGGGAGAAAAUGCUGGUGACUCUACCCUGUAA
Nelumbo nucifera (sacred lotus) is the source of this 570-nucleotide messenger RNA. RefSeq lists its product as uncharacterized. The record is from RefSeq and is a predicted model, not a curated record. NCBI's taxonomy places the organism in Eukaryota, Viridiplantae, Streptophyta, Magnoliopsida, Proteales, Nelumbonaceae.